GGGGCAAGUAGAUAGCCACGAUAAACUAACGCAAAACAUGAUGAACACUAAUUUAUUUAAGGGCAUGACUGGAGAAAGUCUGUCCAAGGAACAGUAUGCGGAAUGGAAAAAACUAAGGAGACAGGCAGGAGAUUUACUGGAAUCAUCUGGGGAUGAGGAAGAGUUGAGCUUUUCUGCCUUAGACACCAGCCAAGAUGACAUGGAGGUGGACUCCAGAGCAUCUGUCUCAGUGUCAAACCUGGAGGACGUUUCGUUGGGUAACAUGAAACAGCUGAGCCUUAUGGAUGUGGACACUAUCACCACAAAAUACUUCACAGGAGAAAUUGAGUUCAGCGUGUUCAGUGAAAUGAUGGAGCAGUUUGGUCAAGCUAGGGAGCAGCUGUUAUCUGGAGAACAGGGAGAGGUUUCACUUAAUGACAAUAAUCAAGAUGUGCUGACUGAAGAAGAGGAGCAGGGAGAUGAGGAAGGUGACAAAUCUGACACACCCUCUGUGGAGGACGAGGAAGAAGAAGAUGAUGAUGAUGAAGAAGAUGAUGAAGAUAUCCCCGUUAAUGACGAUGAUGAAGAAUGGACCCCAAACAAAGCCAGCAAAUCACCAAAAAAAGCAAAGAAGAAAAAGAACAUUGUGAAGGUUAAGAUCCUCUCCCCUAGGCAGAAGAAGGCAAUGCUAACAUCUCCUUUAUCUUCUAUGAAAAAACAAAAAUAUAAGAAAAAGAAGAGGAAAGGUGGAGACCUUCCCAAACACCUGCAGGGCCUGAUGGGAGAAGCUCAUCUUAAGUUUGCCCGAGGAGAGCACGAGGAAGCAGUGAAGAUGUGCAUGGAGGUCAUCAGACUAGCCCCGAUGGCAGCUGAGCCUUUCCAAACCCUGGGUCUACUGUACGAAGAACUUGGGGACAUGCAGAAAUCCAUGCAGUUUUCUUUGAUUGCUGCACAUCUGAGGCCCCAGGACUCAGAGGAGUGGGGGAGGCUGGCAGAGAUUUCUGUUGAGAUGGGGGAACUUAAACAAGCAGUCACCUGCUUCACCAAAGCUCUGAAAUACGACCCUACAAACAUAGCGUAUGCCACAGAAAGGUGUGCACUGUUAGAACAACUGAAGGAGCCCAAGAAAGUGCUGGAGGGCUUUCACUACAUCCUGAAAAUUUUGCCCAAAACCGAGGGGGACAAGUACUUACAGAUUGCCAGGGACAUGGCCAAGGUGUAUCAUGAGAGCAGUGAGGCAGAGAAGGCGAUACAAACCCUGAGAGAGGCAUUUAAGGAGCAUCCCAACAAGAUAACCUCAGAGGAUGUCAACUUACUGCUGGAACUUUUGAUGUCCCAAAAGAUGUAUAAGGUGUCGUUAGAGAUCUUAAUGAAGCACUGUGGGGUUGUGUUUUACUUGGCUGAUGAUACAAAAUGGCUGGGCACAGACGAGACUGGUGCUCUAGACACAGAAAAACUGACAAGGUGUACUGUGUCUGAAUGGUUACCUAUAGACCUGAGGGUGAAGCUGGUGGUGUGUCUGAUACACCUAGAGCUAUAUGAGUUAGCCAAGUAUGUGCGCUCGCCCCUCCAGGAGGAAUCUGCCGAGUCUAGUGGUGACCUGUAUCUGGAUGUAGCUGAGGCUUACAUGCACCUGGGUCGAUACAAAGACGCCAGGCCCAUCCUGGAGAUGCUUGUCAAAACCAAGAACUACUCCCUGGCUGCAGUGUGGCUGCGCUAUGCGGAGUGUCUUAGCAUCCUGGGCGAGGUAGAUCGGUCAGAAGAGGCCUAUGCUAAGGUGGUUGAGCUGGCCCCCAAUCACACCGAGGCUCGUGUAGCCUUGUCUAACCUUCAGCAGCAGAUGGGUAGAGCUGAUGAGGCAAUACGCACCCUCACCACAGAGAUGGUAGAGCAAGCACCACUGACUAACGAGGAGCGAUGGUUGUUGUUGCACAAGUGUAUGAUGCUCUACUCCCACAAGAAACUUGACGAGUUUAUCAGCAAUGGUAAAAAACUAAUCAUCAGUCAUAUGCAGGAGCUAUACAAUCCAGAGUGCUUCAAGGUUGUUCUGUCAUAUCACACACCAAAGCACAGAAUAGAAGCCUUGAGAAUGCUGGCUAAAAACAAACCAGACCUGAUGAAAACAAAAAAUCCCUCUACAGCUGGAAAAGGUUUGUCCAAAGAUGAAUUGUGGGAUAUAUUUGUGAAGGUGUUUGACGUUCUGGUAGAAGAAGGAAAACUUAGUGAGCUAGAGGAACUGGCAGUUCUGGGCCUCUCCUGUCCUCUUUUUACCUCUGAUGAAACCAUGGCCAGGGAAACUGAAGAUAUGUGUGUAUUGGCAUUUAUGAUGAACAAGAACGGACAGUUUGCCUACAGAUUUGUCAAGGAAAUCUGUUUGAGGGAGUUUGACAAUGUCAAUGCGUGGAACCUGUUCUGUCAAGUGAUGUUAUUCUCGGCAGACCUCCGUCACAACCGCUUCUGUCUGAGACUCAGUAUGAGGCAUCCGGACCAUCUUCAGCUGGGUAUUCUUAAUGGUCACAUCUCCAUGGUUUCAGGCAGCUUUAAACACUCAAUAGGGGAGUACACCAGUGCAUUACGGCACGACCCAAACAACGCAUUACUUAACCUUUGUAUUGGUCUUACCUUUGUUCACAUGGCGGCCCAGAAGUUUGCUGACAAGAGGCAUGCACUUCUCACACAGGGUUGUUCUUUUCUGCAUAAGUACAUGGACCUGCGAGGAGAGUGUCAGGAGGCGUACUAUAACCUGGGAAGAGCCAUGCAUCAGUUAGAUCUUAAGUACGCAGCUGUGUAUUACUACAAGAAAGCACUUAACACACCCCCUGCUAUUGUGGAUGACGAGGGAAUUUUUGAUCUGCGACGUGAAGCCGCGUACAACCUAUCGCAGAUUUACCGGGCAAGUAAAUCAGAUGAUUAUGCCAGAAUGUUACUACAGCAGUACUGUGUUGUGUGAACUGUGUUGCCAAGGUAACAGAAUUUGGACCACAUUUCUUGCUGCCUCCUUGGAGAAGACAGUGAAGAAUCAGGUGGCGCUGGGAUCCGUCAGGUGUUAUUGGGAUCUUCAUUGUGCUCUGAGGGAUCCUCCAGGUGACAGAGGGAUCCCCCAGGAGACGGAAUCACCAGAUUAAGCUCCAGAUGACGUGCAAGGGUUGACUUUCUCCUCACUUGUCACCUUUAGGUCUCUCAGCAGAACGUGUUUGGCUGUGGACAGAGGGGAACCAGAUCUUAACAAACUGUAAGAUGUACGCGGAUUGUUGUCGCAAGUCGCAAAUUUAGGAGAAUUUUGUGAUUCCAGUUAGCUACACACUGUGAGAAAGGCAGAAACUGGCAGAUGAUCCAUAAGUGAUCGAUAAAGACCGUGUAAUGUGGCAGUUGUGGCAAGGGAGUGUAAAGACGAACUAGAGGGUACAAAUGUAUGAAAAGUCAAAACUGUAAAUAUUGCAGCAUUUGACAAUAUGUAUUUUGAAUGACAACUUGAAAAACAGUAUGAACCAAUACCUAUAGCAGCAGGAGUGCUACAUGUGUAAUUGUUCAGGUUUGGGUUUUCAGGCUUGACGCAGUAGUGGUAAUGAAACCAUCAUUAUUAUAGUAUUGUAACAGUCAUUAAGGUGGUGAAUCAGCGAGUGCUACAAAUCUACUCUGCAAAUAGUAGCAUUACAAUCAUUAAGGUGGUGAAUCAGCGAGUGCUACAAAUCUACUCUGCAAAUAGUAGCAUUACAGUCAUUAAGGUGGUGAAUCAGCGAGUGCUACAAAUCUACUCUGCAAAUAGUAGCAUUACAAUCAUUAAGGUGGUGAAUCAGCGAGUGCUACAAAUCUACUCUGCAAAUAGUAGCAUUACAAUCAUUAAGGUAGCCAUACCAGUGAAUGGUAAACAGAUCUACUCAGGAGAUAGUACUGUAGCAAUCAUUAAAGUAGCGGUAACAAUCAUUAAGGUGGCCAUUAAUGAAUGCAAUUAAGUAAUCAUUAAGGUUUAGGAGCAGUUUUGUAAUGCUUACAAUGGACUGCGUCAGCAUGCCGACCAUGUGCAAUAACAGCUUGACCGUGUCAGGCCAAGCCAAUAUCACGGCAAUCCCCUUACAGACCAAUGUCUCUGACCACACCAAUGCUCUCCUCUACAUUGUCUGCGUCAUCAUGUUCUAUGCUUUUAGCAUCGUAGUGCUGAUGGUCAAGUAUGUGAGACGCGAACAAGAAGAAGCUGAUCAGAGGAAUUUCUUCAACGAGUUCAUCAAGAGAGACGCUUUCCAUACACCUCAGUUUCAGAACAAACUCUUAAUGCAGAAGUUGUUUUCAGAUCGCUGCGUGCGACACCUGGGUGAGCACAAAGAAGACGAGAAAGGCUCGGUGUUUGACGAUGAGGACAGCGAAACAAGGCAUUCGUCUGUGGAAAUGACACUUGCUAUUGUUUAAAUAUGAACAUUUCAAAUUUUUUUUUUCUGAAAAGAAAUUAAUAAAACGUUAUGAAAAAAUCGUAAGUGGUUCUGUAAGGUGGGUGAAACAGUGAGAAUUAAGCAGAUUGUGGAAGCUGUGGUACAGGACAGUCAGCUGGAUGCCAGGUAAUGUAAGAUAAUAAGAGGUUUUGUGAGACUUACGUCCACAGUCAUUGAAUUGUGGAUGCAACCCAACUCCCCUAUCGUGUAUCAGUUGUUUCUUGUGUACUUAUCGAAAAAAAAUGUCAGGCACUACCUCACAUCGUGCUUUACAUAGAUGUCUUUUCCCAAAGCUGAGUAUCUGGUGUAUCAUAAUUGAGAGUUGAACGUCCUUAGUUCAUGGAAUUACAUUAAAGCUGAGGAAAGUAAUUUGCUGCUGUAUGUUGGUGUCCAUGUCCAUUCAUGAAGUAUGGUCUCAAAAAGAAAAAGAGAA
Messenger RNA from Liolophura sinensis, 4836 nucleotides. Its product is annotated as general transcription factor 3C polypeptide 3-like. The record is from RefSeq and is a predicted model, not a curated record. The transcript is spliced from 28 exons. Lineage: Eukaryota; Metazoa; Mollusca; Polyplacophora; Chitonida; Chitonidae. Gene Ontology annotation, biological process: transcription by RNA polymerase III. Gene Ontology annotation, molecular function: protein binding. Bases 38 to 2929 code for a protein of 963 amino acids. Gene Ontology annotation, cellular component: transcription factor TFIIIC complex.